GGAAACCCCGGCGGGGAGACUCGUCCGGAGAAGCGGCGGCGGGAGGAGAUGUGGCCUCAUGGAUGAGCUGGUACAUGACUUGGCCUCAGCCUUGGAGCAGACAUCUGAGCAGAGUAAGCUUGGUGAGCUGUGGGAGGAAAUGGCCCUCAGCCCCCGGCAGCAGAGGAGGCAGCUUCGCAAGCGGAGGGGCCGGAAGCGCCGCUCAGACUUCACUCACCUGGCUGAGCAUACCUGCUGCUACAGUGAGGCCUCCGAGUCAAGCCUGGACGAAGUCGUUAAGGACUGUCGAGAAAUGGCUCCAGUCACCAAUUUUAGUGACUCUGAUGACACCAUGGUAGCCAAACGGCACCCAGCUCUCAACUCUGUUGUUAAGAGUAAGCAACAUUCCUGGCAUGAAUCCGAUUCAUUUACUGAAAAUGCACCUUGUCGACCACUCAGGCGCCGUCGGAAGGUGAAGCGAGUGACCUCUGAGGUGGCUGCCAGCCUCCAGCAGAAGCUCAAGGUGUCAGAUUGGAGCUACGAGAGGGGCUGCAGGUUCAAGUCUGCUAAGAAGCAGCGUUUGUCUCGCUGGAAGGAAAAUACUCCCUGGACCUCGGCAGGCCAUGGGCUGUGCGAAUCAGCAGAAAACAGGACUUUCCUGAGCCAAACUGGAAGGAAAGAGAGAAUGGAGUGCGAAGCAGAUGAAUCAAAGCAGGGCUCGGAUGAGAACAUGUCGGAAUGCGAAACCAGCAGUGUGUGUAGCAGUAGUGACACUGGGCUCUUCACCAAUGAUGAAGGCCGGCAAGGAGAUGAUGAGCAGAGUGAUUGGUUCUAUGAAGGAGAAUGUGUCUCAGGUUUCACUGUCCCUAAUCUUCUGCCUAAAUGGGCACCUGAUCAUUGUUCUGAAGUGGAAAGAAUGGACUCUGGACUGGAUAAACUUUCAGAUUCCACCUUCCUGUUACCUUCUCGGCCAGCUCAAAGAGGGUUCCAUGCGCGCUUGAAUCGUCUCCCAGGAGCAGCAGCUCGAUGCCUCAGGAAGGGGCGAAGGAGGCUUGGUGGGAAGGAGACGAGCUUAAGUACUCUAAGUACUGAGAGGAUAGGCCACAUCAUUAGUGACUCUCGGCAGAAAGAUUUCUGGUUACCGUCCGCUGGGAAAAGAGAACGAAAUCAGUUUAAUCCCCUCUCUCCUCUCUACUCCCUGGAUGUUCUUGCUGAUGCUUCUCACCGAAGGUGUUCACCAGCCCACUGCACUGCCAGACAGACAAACAUACACUUGGGACCACCGUGCUCACGUGACAUCAAAAGGAAGCGGAAACCUGUGGCCACAGCUUCUCUGUCUAGCCCUAAUGCAGUUCACACGGACGCAGUGGAAGUAGCCCCACCAGCAGCUCAUGCUCCGAAAUCUCCAAGCCCUGAGUGGUCUAUCCGAACGUCUGCUGCAGAAAAGGCCGCCAACUCGCCUACAACCACGUUUUUUAAAAUGCCUCAAGAGAAGAGCACUGGGUGCAGCUAG
Messenger RNA from Elephantulus edwardii (Cape elephant shrew), 1492 nucleotides. RefSeq names its product G patch domain containing 2-like (gene GPATCH2L). Bases 59 to 1492 code for a protein of 477 amino acids. The record is from RefSeq and is a predicted model, not a curated record. NCBI's taxonomy places the organism in Eukaryota, Metazoa, Chordata, Mammalia, Macroscelidea, Macroscelididae. The transcript is spliced from 10 exons.